Melampsora larici-populina 98AG31 is the source of this 496-nucleotide messenger RNA. RefSeq lists its product as uncharacterized. The transcript has 4 exons. The record is from RefSeq and is a predicted model, not a curated record. Gene Ontology annotation, cellular component: catalytic step 2 spliceosome; U1 snRNP. Gene Ontology annotation, molecular function: RNA binding. Gene Ontology annotation, biological process: spliceosomal snRNP assembly; mRNA splicing, via spliceosome. The coding region runs from base 32 to 208 and encodes 58 amino acids. Lineage: Eukaryota; Fungi; Basidiomycota; Pucciniomycetes; Pucciniales; Melampsoraceae.
AUUCUUACAAGACUUAACAGGUAAAGAAUGUAUGGUUAGAUUAAAAUGGGGUAUGGAGUACAAAGGUUAUUUGGUUUCUAUGGAUUCUUAUAUGAACUUACAAUUGGCUAAUACAGAAGAAUAUCAAAAUGGUCAAUCGGUCGGUUCAUUAGGUGAAGUGUUUAUACGUUGUAAUAAUGUUCUAUACAUUCGAGCUUUAUCAGAUUAAAUCAAAUGAUAAGAAAAACAAUACAAUGCCAAACAAAACUAAACCAUGGAAAAAAAAUUGAUUGAUCAAUAAACCUUUUCGAAUCUUGUCUUACCAAUUUUACACAAUCUAUGUUUUCUUAAACCAAUUUUUUUUAAAGGAAGAGACCAACUUUCCAAAAAAGAGUUUUCCCAAAGAUCUUAAAAGAUCAAACUGAUCUUCAAAAGAAGUGAUCUCAAUCAGGAUGUUGUAAUGAUGUUUUUUUCUCAUACCUAGAUGAGAUGAAAUGAAAAAUCAAUUCUAUCACUU